GGAGGGAGGGUAGCUAGUUUCCGCUGUCGCACGAUUUCCUUCAGUAACUUAAACAGAUUUUGAUUUCUCUUUGUGAAAAAGAAAUGGCUGCUACCCUACGUCCUUAUCUGAAUGCCGUCCGUGCGACUCUCACUGCGUCCAUGUGUUUGGAAAAUUUCGAUUCCCAGGUGGUGGAAAGGCAUAACAAACCUGAAGUGGAGGUCCGAAGCAGUAAGGAGCUGCUUCUAACGCCAGUCAUCAUCAGCCGAAAUGAAAAAGAGAAGGUGCUCAUUGAAGGUUCCAUCAACUCUCUGAGAAUCAGCAUUGCUGUGAAACAAGCUGACGAGAUUGAAAAGAUCCUGUGCAAGAAGUUCAUGCGUUUUAUGAUGAUGCGUGCCGAAAACUUCUUUAUCCUUCGAAGGAAGCCAGUUGAGGGAUACGACAUAAGCUUCCUCAUCACCAACUUUCACACGGAGCAAAUGUUCAAGCACAAGCUUGUUGAUUUUGUUAUUCAGUUCAUGGAGGAAAUAGACAAGGAGAUCAGUGAAAUGAAGUUGGCUGUCAAUGCUAGGGCGCGUAUUUGUGCAGAAGAAUUUCUCAAGAAUUUUUAGAGUUGAAACUUGUACAGAUCAGCACCAUUCAACAAACUCAGUUCAAACUUUAAAAGGAGUUUUUCAAUUCGAAGAUUUGUUUUGUAAUUAACACAGCAGAAUAUUUUAAAGUUAUGAUUGUUUCAGACAUAUUGCAGUGAACUCACAACAUGAAGGAAACAUGUAUUAUAACACUUUAAAAUUAAAGUAGAUGUCAUUGUCUAUUAAAAUUUUUUUUGUGUGUGGUCUAUUUGAUAGGCAUGCUAGGGUUGUCACACCUUGCAGAGAGAGUUCUUAACUAUCCUGAGUCUUCCAAAACAUAGCCUAGUCUGUAACUCUUCUACCAUUUCAUUUAACAUAUUCAAGGAGAUUCAAAUGACCAUAUGAUCCAUACCCUGAAUAUUAUGAACUUACAAUGUACUUGUGCUUGAAACCUCAAGUGUGAAUUUGUGGUAUUGUGUAACUGUGUAUUUUACCAUUUCAUACUGAGGGGCUGUUAGAGAUCCUAUGUUGAUUGUAAACUUCUCAAGAAAUGUUUUUCCUCAGAACAUUGCCCUGCUGUUUGCUUUUCAGUUUUGUGCUUAAUUUUGGAGAAGAUCCAAAUUUUGAAGCAUUGUAUUUCUAGUAACUUAUGUUCUGCUUUGGUAAGACUCCUUCCCAAUAAAGUUCUUGCAA
This is a messenger RNA of Pocillopora verrucosa, 1244 nucleotides long. RefSeq names its product actin-related protein 2/3 complex subunit 4. NCBI's taxonomy places the organism in Eukaryota, Metazoa, Cnidaria, Anthozoa, Scleractinia, Pocilloporidae. Gene Ontology annotation, cellular component: Arp2/3 protein complex; actin cytoskeleton. Gene Ontology annotation, molecular function: actin filament binding. Gene Ontology annotation, biological process: actin filament polymerization; Arp2/3 complex-mediated actin nucleation. The record is from RefSeq and is a predicted model, not a curated record.